This is a messenger RNA of Adineta steineri, 1248 nucleotides long. Lineage: Eukaryota; Metazoa; Rotifera; Eurotatoria; Adinetida; Adinetidae. The record is from the annotation of a GenBank genome assembly.
AUGUCGGAAUCAGACAAUGAAAACAAUUUUGGACAAUUUACUCUUCCAGAAACAGAAUCUGUUAUUUUUACUAAAAAGGUCAAACCAACAAUUAAUUCAACUACGAUUGAUACAUCAAUAACAGAAACAACGAUAAUUAGUACAGAAACAACAACAAUUCUAACAACAUCGACUGAUUCUUAUCCAGCAACAAUCAACGAAUGGUAUCCAACAGUAUCCCUUCUAAAACGUUAUGAAUUCACAGGUAGUAAUUUCCAGUCUAUGGUUAUUGCUGAUGUUAAUGAAGACAAUCAUGCAGAUAUUGUUAUUGGAGACAGGGCUAACUCUCAUUUAAUGAUAUUUUUAAAUUCAGCUAAUAAUCAGUUUAAUAAUGGAAUUCCUCAUGAUAUUGAUUUUGGAAUAGGUUAUUUGUUCAAAGCUGAUAUGAAUAAUGACAAUAAAAUUGAUUUUAUCGGUUUUCAAGGAGGAUCUAGCACUUUGAUGAUUAUUAUUUAUAAUACUGCCAAUGGAACAUUCAAUCGUACCAAAACUCUCAAAAUGAAUUCAAAAAUAAAAUAUAUUGAUCUUGCUGAUAUCAAUCAAGAUAAUUAUAUGGAUAUUGUAGUCGUGUAUAAUGGUAUCCCAGGUGUAUAUAUUGUAUUUAAUAUGGCAAAUGGAAAUUUUAGUAAUGAAACAAGAUAUGAAAUGAAAGAUUUGGUAAAUCGUUUCAAAGUACUUAAUAUUCAUGAUAAUCAAAGAUUUAAUUUGAUUCUUGGUUAUAACGAUGGACAUGUAAGUAUUUUAUUCGGUAGUCAUAAUAAAAGUUUCAUCGAUGAAGUUAAUUAUUCACCUGAAUCUUAUGUACAUACUAUUUUAUUAAAUGAUAUCGAUAAUGAUAAUAAUACGGAUAUUAUUAUUGGUAAUCGCGAUCGUGAUUUUAAUUUUCAAAUUUUAUUUAAGGAAAAUAGUGACACAUUUUAUCAAUCAGUUAAAUAUCCAGUUGAACUAGAUAAUACUUUUCUAACAAUAGGUGAUCUGAAUAAUGAUCAACAAUCAGAUAUUAUUCUUGGACAUAAUAGUCACCAAAGAAUUGGUCUUUAUUUUAAUGUCGGAAAUAGAACAUUUAUCAAUUCAACCAUUUAUUCAACUGAUUUUGAACCACAGAAUGCUCAAUUAGUUGAUAUCAAUAAUGAUGGAUAUAUGGAAAUUAUUCUAAUAGGAACUGAUUCUAUAGUUUCUUAUAUUGAAAUUUUAUCAAUUUAUCCUUAA